Molecule: messenger RNA, 1002 nt
Organism: Dioscorea cayenensis subsp. rotundata (Guinea yam)
Lineage: Eukaryota; Viridiplantae; Streptophyta; Magnoliopsida; Dioscoreales; Dioscoreaceae
Product: ESCRT-related protein CHMP1B-like
Exons: 1
Coding region: 113-724 (203 amino acids)
Biological process (GO): late endosome to vacuole transport; protein transport; endosome transport via multivesicular body sorting pathway
Cellular component (GO): multivesicular body; ESCRT III complex
Source: RefSeq, a predicted model, not a curated record
UAAUAUAUAUAUAUAUACAUAUAUCCCCAAUCUCUCUCCCUUCGAUUUUCACCCGCGUCGUUCGCCGGAACCCUAACCCUAAUCCCCAUUGCUAUCCCACCACCGAUCUCCGAUGGGGAACACGGAGAAGCUGAUGAAUCAGAUCAUGGAACUCAAGUUCACGUCCAAGAGCCUUCAGCGCCAAGCGCGCAAGUGCGAGAAGGAGGAGAAGGCCGAGAAGCUCAAGGUCAAGAAGGCCAUCGAGAAGGGCAACAUGGAUGGCGCCCGCAUCUACGCUGAGAACUCCAUCCGCAAGCGCAGCGAGCAGAUGAACUACCUCCGACUUUCCUCCCGUCUUGAUGCCGUCGUCGCCCGCCUUGACACUCAGGCCAAGAUGCAGACAGUUGGAAAGUCCAUGGGAUCUAUUGUCAAGGCUCUUGAUGCUUCCCUCGCCACCGGUAAUCUUCAGAAGAUGUCUGAGACUAUGGACCAGUUCGAGCGCCAGUUUGUCAACAUGGAGGUUCAGGCCGAGUUCAUGGAGGGAGCCAUGGCCGGAUCCACGAGUUUGUCGACGCCUGAGGGGGAGGUCAACAGCCUCAUGCAACAGGUCGCUGAUGACUAUGGGCUUGAGGUCUCCGUUGGGCUGCCACAGGCUGCUGCACAUGCUAUACCGGCCAAGGAGAAGGAGAAGGUUGAUGACGACGAUCUCUCGCGCCGCCUUGCAGAGCUCAAGUCCCGAGGCUAGGGUUUGAUCGCUCGCUUCUGUCGUAAGAUCUCUUGAAAUUUCUUUUCUUUCCUUUUCUUUUUGUUCUCCAUGUGAUGCGAGAAAAAGAAUGAGUGAAGGAUAGAAACACUAGUGAUUUGCAUAGGAGAUUUUGCUGUUCUAUAUGUCCUUAAUCUAUGAUUCUCUGGAGUUUUAAUUAUAAUUGCUAAGUUUUGUUAUUAUCUUGGUUUGAAAAAAUAGAUACCUUUGUAAAUUCUUUUGAUUAUGAUGUUCAAAAAUCAAUACUUUCAAGAAUGAUA